Messenger RNA from Motacilla alba alba, 1733 nucleotides. Its product is annotated as carbonic anhydrase 2. Lineage: Eukaryota; Metazoa; Chordata; Aves; Passeriformes; Motacillidae. The transcript has 7 exons. Gene Ontology annotation, molecular function: carbonate dehydratase activity; zinc ion binding. The coding region runs from base 212 to 994 and encodes 260 amino acids. Gene Ontology annotation, cellular component: cytoplasm. The record is from RefSeq and is a predicted model, not a curated record.
GCCCGCUACAGCUCCGCGGCCGAUGGCGGAUUAUAAGGGACCGCUCUCUCCGCCCCCAGCGGAGUCUCCCUCCGCCCUCGCCCGCACUCCCCACCCCUCCUCUGGCCGCAGAGAAGGGCAUGGAGUUGGCGGGAGCCUAUAAAAGCCCCUGAGAGCGCUCUGGGGCCACGGUGCUGUGACAGCCUCCACGGGCAGAGCAGGGCCGCGCACCAUGUCCCACCACUGGGGAUACGGCAGCCACGACGGACCCGCUCACUGGCAUGAGCACUUUCCCAUCGCCAAUGGAGAGCGGCAGUCCCCCAUUGACAUCUGCCGCAAGUCCGCCAAGUACGACUCCUCUCUGAAGCCUCUUAGCUUCAGUUAUGAUGCCAGCACGGCCAGAAACAUCGUCAACAACGGGCAUUCCUUCAACGUGGAGUUUGAUGAUUCUUCUGACAAGUCAGUGGUGCAAGGAGGAGCGCUGGAUGGAGUCUACAGGCUGGUGCAGUUUCACAUUCAUUGGGGAUCCUGUGAUGGCCAGGGAUCUGAGCACACUGUGGAUGGUGUGAAGUAUGAUGCAGAGCUCCAUAUUGUUCACUGGAAUGUAAAAUAUGGUAAAUUUGCUGAAGCUGUGAAGCAUCCUGAUGGUUUAGCUGUGGUGGGCAUCUUCAUGAAGGUGGGAAAUGCCAAGCCUGAGAUGCAGAAGGUUGUGGAUGCUCUGAGCUCCAUUCAAACCAAGGGAAAGCAGGCUUCCUUCACAAAUUUUGACCCCACUGGACUCCUUCCUGCAUGCAGAGACUACUGGACAUACCCUGGCUCACUGACAACUCCACCACUGCUUGAAUGUGUGAUCUGGCACGUUCUGAAGGAGCCCAUCACUGUGAGCCCUGAGCAGAUGUGCAAACUCCGUGGCCUUUGCUUCAAUGCUGAGAAUGAGCCCGUGUGCCAUAUGGUGGACAACUGGCGCCCAUGUCAGCCUUUGAAGAGCAGAGAAGUCAGAGCCUCCUUCCAGUAACCUCAGUGCUGAGAGUGUUAGGAAUUGCUGUGUUUGUGAGGAGCCCCUUUUGCUAAGCCCAAAUCAAACUUUGCCGUGUGUGCCCAGGCAACAUCUUGUCUCCCAGAUCCAUUCUUUCUUUUGCUCUGCGUCUGAAACGCCAGCUAUUGAAAUGUGAAAUGCUCUUGGCCCAAUGGGGAAGGGUUCUUAAGGUGUGGGGUUGGGGGAGGCAGGGGGUGGGUGGCUGUGUGCAUUUUGGUGACUAUUACUGCGACUGACACUUUGGUAUAACAGUAAGUUGGCCACUUGGGAGAGGAUAUGGUGGUAGCAAAAUAAGCCAUUUUAAGAAACCUCAUCUACUGGUGUGAUAGUACACGUAACUAACGAUAACUUGAAGCUUUGUAAGAAGCACAGGAAUACAGAAUCUAGUUAUAAUUUAGAGAAAAAAGGUAUUUUGAGAAAGUUAAGCAAAAGGAAUAUUUAGAAUUAGACUUCUUAGAUUUUAAGAAACUGACAUGUAAAUAUUUUUGAGACUAUUUUGCAUUUUUUACCCAUGCUGUCAACAGCCUUAGUUACGUCUUAAUGGUAGUGUUGGGUUUUUUUAAUUAAAAAUAUUCUAAAUUAAAUGUUAUCUUUAAAAGUUGUUAUUACCAUAGAAAUAAUACAAAAUAUCUUUUCAUUGAAAUAAUAUAUGUUCUAAUUUAAAAAAGGAAAAUAAUAUUGUAUUUUAGAUAACUUCUCUAAUAAAUCUAUACUUCUA